Rhodamnia argentea is the source of this 2787-nucleotide messenger RNA. Its product is annotated as putative pentatricopeptide repeat-containing protein At3g23330. Gene Ontology annotation, molecular function: zinc ion binding; RNA binding; protein binding. Gene Ontology annotation, biological process: RNA modification. The record is from RefSeq and is a predicted model, not a curated record. The transcript has a single exon. Lineage: Eukaryota; Viridiplantae; Streptophyta; Magnoliopsida; Myrtales; Myrtaceae. The coding region runs from base 53 to 2296 and encodes 747 amino acids.
GCCACAUGUUAAAGCAAAGGUAAGAGUUUUUACACUUGAAGAAAGCGAGACGAUGGCUUCGCUUCCGAGCAUGGUGCUCAAGGCCGUGCUCAACAAUCCCCACACCAUCACCACGAAGCCACGCGCGAAGCAACUCCAUGCCCAGAUCGUCAAGCACAAGGGACUCUCCUCCACGUCCUUGUCCUUCAUCCUCUCCAUCUAUGCCGACCUGAACCUCCUCCGCGAGUCCCUCCUCGUCUUCAACGCCCUCCCCUCCCCGCCCUUCGUCGCCUGGAAGUCCAUCAUCCGGUGCUACACCUCCCACGGCCUCUUCGCCGAGUCUCUGGCCUCCUUCUCCAGGAUGCGCGCUUUCGGGAAGUACCCAGAUCACAAUGUGUUCCCUUCGGUGCUCAAGUCGUGCGCCUUCUUGAUGGACUCCAGGUUGGGCGAGGCGGUUCACGGGUGCGUCGUACGGCUCGGCGUCGACUGUGAUUUGUACACGGGCAAUGCGCUCAUGAAUAUGUAUGCGAAGUUCCGGAGUUUGGGUGGGAAUGGUGGGAUUAGAGGUUUUGCGGAUGAAGUGCUCGACGAGAUGUCGCAACGGGUGAACCGUGGCAAUGUUAUGAGACAGAUGGAUGAUCACGAGAGUUGUUUAGAUUCUGGACCCGAGAUGUAUCAGUUGAACUCAUCGGGACAAAAUGAAAUCGGUUCGUUGGAAAUCAGGAGGGAAGCAUGUUGUCAGAGGGAUAGUGUGAGAAAAGUGUUUGAUAUGAUGCCUAAGAGGGAUGUUGUUUCCUGGAAUACCGUCAUUGCUGGGAAUGUGCAGAGCGGAAUGUAUGGAGAAGCCCUAGCGAUGGUUAGGGCAAUGGGAAAUGCUAAUUUGAGACCCGACUCCUUUACUUUGUCCAAUGUUCUUCCAAUAUUCGCGGAACAUGUAGACGUUCAUAAAGGGAAGGAGAUUCAUGGAUAUGCUGUGAGGCAUGGGUUCGAUACAAACUUGUUCAUCGGUAGUAGCUUGCUAGACAUGUAUGCAAAGUGUGCUCGAGUCGCAGAUUCGUAUCGUGUGUUCCACAUGUUGCCUCAGCGUGAUGGCAUUUCUUGGAAUUCCAUUGUUGCAGCCUGCUCACAGAACGGCAUGUUUGAUGAAGGCCUCAAAUUCUUCCGCUUAAUGCUGAAGGACGAUGUGAAGCCAGGUCCUAUAUCCUUUUCGAGCAUCAUUCCUGCGUGCUCUCACUUGACCUCAUUACAUCUGGGAAAGCAGCUCCAUGGAUAUAUCAUGAGAGCCCGAUUUGAUGAUAAUGUGUACAUAGCUAGCUCUCUCGUAGACAUGUAUGCCAAAUGUGGGAAAAUUGAGAAGGCUAAGUGCAUUUUCAGUAAUAUGGAGCUCCACGACAUAGUUUCGUGGACUGCCAUUGUAAUGGGAUGUGCUUUACAUGGGCACGCACUUGAUGCCAUCUCAUUGUUUGAGAAGAUGCAAAUGGAGGGAGUAAAACCUACUUAUGUGUCAUUUAUUGCUGUAUUGACAGCUUGUAGUCAUGCAGGUCUUGUGGACGAAGCAUGGAAGUACUUUAAUAGUAUGACUCAAGAAUUUAAAAUUAAUCCAGGGUUAGAACAUUAUGCUGCCAUCGCUGACCUUCUUGGUCGAGCAGGUCGGUUGGAAGAGGCUUAUGAUUUUAUAUGCAGUAUGCCUUCAGAACAACCAAGCAGCUUAUGGUCCCCUUUGAUGACUGCUUGUAGAGUCCACAAGAAUGUUGAGUUAGCUGAAAAGGUUGCUGAGAGAAUCCUUCGAGUUGAUCCUGAGAGUAUUGGAGCUUAUGUUCAAAUGUCAAAUAUAUAUUCCGCUGCCCAGAGAUGGAAAGAGGCCGCGAAGUGGAAAGUUUCUAUGAAGCAAAGGGGAUUCAAAAAGAAACCAGCUUGCAGCUGGAUCGAAGUGAGAAACAGAGUCCAUGCCUUUUUGUCAGGAGACACAUCUCAUCCCUACUACAGCAAAAUAAAUGAAGCUCUUGAAGUUCUUUUAGAGCAGAUGGAAAAAGAUGGGUAUAAGCCUAAUACAAGUGAAGUGCUACAUGACGUUGAGGAGGAGCAGAAAAAACAACUGUUACAGCACCACAGUGAAAGGCUGGCCAUUGCUUUUGGCAUCAUAAGCACUCCUCCCGGGACAGAAAUCAGAAUCAUAAAGAAUAUAAGAGUGUGUACUGACUGCCACGAAGCCAUCAAGUUUAUAUCAAAGAUAGUUGGGAGAGAAAUAAUUGUGAGGGAUAACAGCCGCUUUCACCAUUUCAAGGAUGGAAAGUGCUCUUGUGGUGAUUAUUGGUGACAUGGUGAUACAAGAUCAAAUCUAGUGAGCCGUGUUAUCAUAGACAUAUUCAACAACGACUGGAGUAGACUGGGCAAGCAAGAUGGUGAAAUGUGGUUUUGCAGUGAGAUUAGAUGCCAGUGGAUGACGAGUUUUAAAAUCCAGUCAGAAGCUGCAUCAAGCAAUUAAAUGAUGUCCGGAAAUUGCGAAAUGUCUAGUCGACCUUCUGAUUCUGCAUAGGCAGACCAAAAAGGGUUGCUAGAAGGAGCAGUUCCAUCCCUACUCAGUCUGCUCUUAGAUUACAACCAGAUUUACUGUCAGUGACUCGGUCGGAAUAGGCUAACUCGUUCAGUUUCAUUGUUGCCUGAAGACAUAUAAGAGAACACCAGUGUGACGCCAGAGUCAAAAGGUAUCUGGGAAGCCUAGAAUGGCCAGGUGCCACCAUAUUUCUUCAGGGAAGCCUUGAAACACACAAUCAACAGGACGAAAUGCUCUCGAGUGAACUGAGAGGA